Paramecium pentaurelia is the source of this 1293-nucleotide messenger RNA. The record is from the annotation of a GenBank genome assembly. Lineage: Eukaryota; Ciliophora; Oligohymenophorea; Peniculida; Parameciidae.
AAUGGAAGUGGAAACUUAGAAUUUAACAUAAGAGGAACUUGAACUCUUCAAAUUACUUAAAUUAAGAGAACAAGAAUUGGAAUAUUUAGAUAUAUAAGAAUAAUAUUUGAAAGAAGAUUAAAAAAGAUUGAAAAGAGAAUUAGUGAGAAGUAGAGAAGAAUUAAAAAGAAUCUAAGCAGUCCCAUUAACAGUAGGGUAUAUAUUAGAAUUAAAUAAUACAUAGUCAUUUUAAUGAAAUGAUGAAUGAGAAUUAUGCUUUAAUAAAUUCUAAUGGUGGAGCAACACUAUAUGUUAGAGUACUCAGUACAUUAGAUAGAGAAAAAUUGAAACCAAAUACAUCAAUUGCUUUACAUAGACAUUCACAUAGUGUUGUUGAUAUUUUACCCACCGAAACAGAUUCUUCAAUUCAAAUGAUGCAUGUAACAGGUAUUAAAUAUUAAUAAUAAAAAGAAAAACCUGAUGUAAGUUAUUAAGAUAUUGGUGGGUUGGAUUAAUAGAAGUAAGAAAUCAAAGAAGCUAUUGAAUUACCAUUAUCUUGCCCUGAAUUAUAUAAAUAAAUUGGUAUUGAUCCACCAAGAGGUGUUUUAUUGUAUGGUCCUCCUGGUACUGGAAAAACAAUGAUAGCCAAAGCUGUUGCUCAUCAUACCACUGCAUCAUUUAUUAGAGUUGUUGGAUCAGAAUUUGUAUAGAAAUAUUUGGGAGAAGGACCUAGAAUGGUUAGAGAUGUUUUCAGAUUGGCAAGAGAGAAUGCUCCUAGUAUCAUAUUCAUUGAUGAAGUUGACUCUAUUGCUACAAAGUAUAUAAAAUAUUUAUUCAAAAUUUUAGACGUUUUGAUGCUUAAACAGGAGCAGAUAGAGAAGUUUAAAGAAUUCUUAUUGAAUUACUAAAUCAAAUGGAUGGUUUUGAUUAAAGUACUAAUGUUAAAGUGAUUAUGGCUACUAAUAGACCUGACACUCUUGAUCCAGCACUUCUCAGACCUGGGUAAGUUUUAUAUAUCUAUAAUUUUUAGACGUCUUGAUAGGAAAAUUGAAUUCCCUCUUCCUGAUAGAAGAUAAAAACGAUUGAUAUUCUAAACUGUUACAUCAAAAAUGAAUUUAUCAGAGGAAGUUGAUUUGGAAGCUUUCAUCAAUAGACCUGAUAAGAUUAGUAAUGCUGACAUUGCUGCCAUCUGUUAAGAAGCUGGAAUGUAGGCUGUUAGAAAGAAUAGGUAUGUUGUCAUACAGAAAGACUUUGAUAAAGCCUACAAAAUUGUAGUUAGGAAAACUGAGAAAGAGUUUAAUUUUUACAAAUGAA